Molecule: messenger RNA, 1002 nt
Organism: Exserohilum turcica Et28A
Lineage: Eukaryota; Fungi; Ascomycota; Dothideomycetes; Pleosporales; Pleosporaceae
Exons: 1
Coding region: 1-1002 (333 amino acids)
Cellular component (GO): nucleus
Source: RefSeq, a predicted model, not a curated record
AUGUCCCUCUUUGGAUCAAGAAGGCUAAGGCAACUGCGCGAUGACCUAUGUACACUACCCGGCCACACAGUGCUGCAAGAUUACUUGCAAGACCAGAUUGUUUUCUCCCUACGCCGCGCGGUGCUCGUCACUCUCCACCGCAAAUGGUCUGAAAAUUCGCCUUACCGUCUGACGGAACUCGGCGUCACGACCUUCGACAGAGCCAGCAGCGGGCAGAACCAACUUUUAACGCCUGGACCGCAUGCAGAAAACAUCUUGCGCCAGAUAUGGUCUUUCCGCCUCGUUAUCCGCUCCACUGCCCAUCUCGAUGCCUCGAUGCACUCGAGUCCCUUUCACUUCGGCACCACGCUAUACGCAUCGCAGGAGGAAGCGCUGGAUCUCCUGCACCAAAUCUGGCACCAGCCCAUGAGCGCGCGCAACGCCAAAGCCGGGUUCCGCCCCAUCAUCUACAUGUCGUUUGGCGACAACGACGCUCUGAGCAAGACGCGCAGAUCGACAUUCGACUUUGAUCCAUCGAGCCUCAACACAACGGUAGCCACGCUGAACGCGCAGUUUAUCCCGCAGAAAUGCAAGAUCACCCGCCACGCCAACGCAUCUCUAACCUACCUCCUCUCGCAGUUCAAAGUGCCCACGUUCCAUACUGAGAACAGCGGUAACGCGGCCAUGUACGCUACCGUUGUGGCGGUGCUCUCCGCACUCCGCGUUGAACUGUACCAGGCCGACAACAACGCUGUCGCCAAGCCAGCUCAAACAAGCCAGUCCAGCAGCAAAUCCGCGGAGGAAGUACUGCAGGGCUUGAUGGACUGGCCUACGCCCGCGCCUCCGUUUGGCCUGCUGGUGUACUGCUGCAGGUGUGGAAGCACCGAGCAUGCAUCUGGGCAGUGUACAAGUUGGUAUUUGAGUUGCAAGAUAUGUGAAGGGGCGCUGCAGCAUUGGAGAAGGGAAAAUGCAGGCACUCAUACGGAGGGAAUGUGCUCGUUUGGGUGGGAAUUGGACUGCUGA